CUGCUCCACUACACCCUUUAUGGCACCGAGAGCGCAGCUUAAUCACAUACCGAAAUCUAGCAAAAGUAGCAGGAGAGUUGACCAAGCCGAAGGUUAUAUGGUGGGUAAUAUGAUUUCAGUGUUUUUGUUUUAGCAGUGGUAUAGUCAUUUCCGGGUGUCGCCAGUCGCUGGUCCCACGAUUUGGUUACAUUCCUGGGAACACGUCUCUCCCGCAACAGAACGUUUUGGAGGAUUACUUUUUGGACAACGGGGCGAGUUCACGAAGAACUUGUGCAGACAGAGAAACAGCGGUGUAACUUAGAAAACAAAAAUGCUGAUCCAAUGUUAACGUGACCGAACACAAUUUAUGCAAGAAAACAGAAUGGAGAUCAAAGGAAUGUUAUAAAGUCAGGGGUAGCGCCAUUGUGUUUAGAAGAGGAAGGCAUUUGAUUUAGCGGUGAGGGAAAGGGAAUCUCUAAUUUAAGUAAAUUACCAAACUGGCAAACAGAGCACUGCAACCAAAAUUAAACCCAUGAGGCUUAAUAUGGCAUGGAAAAGUUGGAUAUCUAACGAGUGUGGAAAACAUCUACUUCUGCUCUUGUGGUUGGCUGUCAACGUGUGGCUGUUUUGGAAAACGUUCAUACUGUACUACAGUGGUCCACAAUAUUAUUAUCUGCACAGAAUGCUGGGGCUAGGAUUGUGCAUUAGCAGGGCCUCGGCAUCUGUCCUAAACCUCAACUGCAGUCUUGUGCUGCUGCCCGUGUGCCGAACUCUCCUGGCUUUCCUACGAGGAUCACAGAAGGUAGCUAGCAGAAAAGCCAGAAGGUUGCUGGAUAAAAGCAAAACAUUCCAUGCAGCAUGUGGUGUGACUGUAUGUAUCUUUUCAGUGGUCCAUGUUGCAGCCCACAUGGUGAACAUUCUGAAUUUCUCUGCGCGGUACAGUGAAGAUUUCCCUUCACUUAAUGUUGCUCACUACAAGGGGGAGGACCCUAGGUUAAUUAUCUUUACCACUGUUCCAGGAGUAACUGGUAUCCUCAUGGUGUUGAUUCUUUUCUUGAUGUUUACGGCUUCAUCAUACUCCAUAAGAGUCUCUAACUAUGACAUUUUCUGGUACACCCAUAACCUCUUCAUUGUCUUCUACAUUCUGCUGUUGCUUCAUGUGGCUGGGGGUGCACUAAAAUAUCAGAGCAACGUUGAAGCCCACCGUCCUGGAUGCUUCAGUCCUAAUAAAACUCUCCAGGUGCGGCGACUGAAACCAGAGCCCCUUCCUGAAUCUCACCUGGAACGUUCUCAUGAGGACUUCCUCAAACCACAGCCUCAUGUUGAAGACAACUUUGGCAAUGUCUGCAAAGAGGAGCCACAUUUCAAAUCGCAUUUCCCUGAGACUUGGCUGUGGGUGUCUGGCCCUCUUUGCCUUUACUGUGCAGAAAGACUUUACAGGUACUUUCGAAAUAGUCGACCGGUCACCAUUGUGUCUGUGACUAGCCUCCCGUGUGAUGUCAUCGAGGUGCGCAUGGUGAAGAAAGACUUCAAGGCCCGUCCCGGCCAGUACAUCGUUUUACAGUGUCCAAGUAUAUCGACCUUUGAGAGUCAUCCAUUCACUCUUACAGUGGAAUAUCUGAUUCAACUAUCCACUGGUUUGGAAAUCUUAGCCGUUUGCUUCAUCCGAAAAAGAAAUAUCCAGUGUCCGACUGAAAAGAGAACAACCUUUGGGGUCCAUCUUCGAGUGCUUGGAGACUGGACGAAACAAUUUAAGGAGCUGUUGCUUUCAAAAUCGACCCCAGACUCUGAGAUCCUACCUAUUGUCCAGCAAAGAAGAUAUCCCACGCUGUAUAUAGAUGGGCCGUUUGGGAGUCCAUCUGAAGAAGUCUUUAACUAUGAAGUCAGCCUGUGUGUCGCUGGAGGUAUAGGAGUCACCCCAUUUGCUUCUGUACUUCACACACUACUAGAUGAAUGGAGGCAUUUUAAACUCAGGAGGCUCUAUUUGAUCUGGGUCUGCAGGGAAAUCCAGUCCUUCUACUGGUUUGCAGAUCUGCUAUGUGCUCUGCAUCAGAAGCUUUGGCAGGAGAAUCGUCCAGACUACUUAAACAUCAAGCUGUACCUCAGUCGUACAGAUGGGAUACAGAAUCUCAUUGGUGACAGGUAUCGGGCACUGAACUCGAGGCUUAUCAUAGGAAGACCUCGAUGGAAACUUCUUUUUGAAGAAAUCUCAAAGUGCAAUAGACAGAAAAAUGUUGGUGUAUUUUGCUGUGGGCCAAAAAAAAUCUCCAAGACCUUACACAAACUCAGUAACAGCACCAGCUCCUCUGGGACAACAUUUGAAUACAACAAAGAGUCAUUCAGCUGAACAUGCCUUAACACUAGAAGGACCGGAGAUAUACUCAUACCUGGAAGCCCCGCAGCAGACUUCUGACGGCUGUAUUCAAAACACUGUAAAUAGUAUAACGAAAGGAGAAACAGUCGGAUGUAAUUAGGUUUUUUUAUUGAGUACAUUACAUAAACAUCUGAACAACCGAA
Acipenser ruthenus (sterlet) is the source of this 2496-nucleotide messenger RNA. Its product is annotated as NADPH oxidase 4-like. The transcript is spliced from 19 exons. Gene Ontology annotation, molecular function: superoxide-generating NAD(P)H oxidase activity. NCBI's taxonomy places the organism in Eukaryota, Metazoa, Chordata, Actinopteri, Acipenseriformes, Acipenseridae. Gene Ontology annotation, biological process: superoxide anion generation; defense response. Gene Ontology annotation, cellular component: NADPH oxidase complex; plasma membrane. Bases 512 to 2326 code for a protein of 604 amino acids. The record is from RefSeq and is a predicted model, not a curated record.